Molecule: messenger RNA, 627 nt
Organism: Homalodisca vitripennis (glassy-winged sharpshooter)
Lineage: Eukaryota; Metazoa; Arthropoda; Insecta; Hemiptera; Cicadellidae
Product: leucine-rich repeat extensin-like protein 5
Exons: 2
Coding region: 24-566 (180 amino acids)
Source: RefSeq, a predicted model, not a curated record
ACCUCGAGGGGCACUGCAGCGACAUGCUCUCGUUUAGAGUGAUUUUCCUCCAGGUAUUGUACCUGGUAUUGAUGGUAGGUUCACAGUUACCUGUGAACUUGCCUUCACCUCCCAUUCUACCAGGUCCUCAGAUGGCUCCCCCCAACAUAGUCGCUGUGGGAACUAUCUCCAACGGCGGAUCAUCGGACGGUUCAUCGGACAGCCAGCCACCCUCCAAUACUUCUACUACUACUUCUGCACCUUCCAUUCCAAACGCUCCAUUACCCCCUCAACUGCCUGCACCAACCAACGGAAGUUCCGGACCUCCUCUUCAGAGCACAAACCAGACAUUAGCUGUCCCGCCAUCUAAUGCAUCUCUUUCUUCGUCCCGCUUCAACGGACCUCCACCGUCGCCCUCUCUUCCAAUUCUUCCAGUGACAACGUCAAGGUCUUCCAAUUCUAGUGGAGGAGUUUCGGUUGAAGUUGAUGAUUUUGAUACUAAUGGAACUCUUCCAAACAUCACAUUAGUAGUUUCUAAUGUGGGCAACGGCACGAAAAUUUCAAUCAAGAACAACAACAAGACAUAAACAUUUAUUAUAGGGAUGCAUAUUUUGUACUCACCUUGAAUGAGUUAUGGGUUGUCAGUGA